This is a messenger RNA of Haplochromis burtoni (Burton's mouthbrooder), 1085 nucleotides long. RefSeq names its product deoxynucleoside triphosphate triphosphohydrolase SAMHD1. The record is from RefSeq and is a predicted model, not a curated record. Gene Ontology annotation, cellular component: nucleus. Lineage: Eukaryota; Metazoa; Chordata; Actinopteri; Cichliformes; Cichlidae. Gene Ontology annotation, biological process: dGTP catabolic process; regulation of innate immune response; defense response to virus. The transcript has 4 exons. The coding region runs from base 65 to 643 and encodes 192 amino acids. Gene Ontology annotation, molecular function: dGTPase activity.
CUCCCAUCUCAGGGAUUGCCACCACCUGGGCAUUCCGAACAGCUUUGACCAUCAGCGCUUCGUCAUGUUUGCCAGGGUGUGUGAUGUGAAUGGGAGGAAGCACAUUUGCUCUAGAGACAAGGAAUCUGCAAACCUGUAUGACAUAUUCCAGCAAAGGCUCUCGAUCCACAGAAGAGCCUGCCAGCACAAGAUAAAAAUGGCAGUAGAAAUUAUGCUCAAAGAUGCCCUCAUACUAGUAGAUGACCAUCCAGACUUCAAAAUUAAAAGUUCAAAAGGGGAGAUGCUAAAUAUCUCCCAGGCAAAUGGUGACAUGGAGGCAUACACAAAGCUGACAGAUCAUGUGUUUGAAAGAAUACUCCAUUACCAGGAAGGAAGGAAGGAACCUUCCUCCGAGGAAGAAAGGAAAAAAGAACAAGAUUUGGAGAAGGCAAGGGAGAUUCUACAGAGGGUCAUGGAAGAAAUGAAGAAAGAAUCAGAUUUGGAGCAGGCAAGAGAGAUUCUACAGAGGGUCAUGGAAGAAAGGAAAAAAGAAUCAGAUUUGGAGAAGGCAAGAGAGAUUCUAAAGAGGGUCAUGAAACGGGAGCUGUACCGCUGUGUGGGUCAAGCAAAGGUAUGCAGUUAUGUUUUUAUGUGCCUGUAUUAAAAGCCCAGUAUUCACACUGAAUGGGAUGCAUGGAUGGAGGAAGGGAGGGAGGGAAACUCAGAACCUGAACUUACAAAGCAUACAAUACUACUUUCCAAGAGUCGUUUUCAUGUAAGUACUAAAACACCAAGCUGUACAUUUAUAGAUAUAUAUUUUCUGAAGAAUGUUUUGGAACAGCUCAAAUGUGGUGGGUGUGAAAACUCCUGUGUGAAAUAGAGAAAUUGAGAAAAACAUUAUCUUUAAAUAUGUGGUUUCAUGUGAUUCCAAGACUCAUUUUCUAUGUAUCCUCUAAAACACCAAGCUGUAAAUCAAUAUUUAUUGUAAAAAAAUCCUUUUUAAAACAGAGAAAUUAAGAAAAACAUUAUCUUUAAAUAUUUGGUUUAAUGUGAUUGUGUUUUCUGUGCUAAAUAAAUCUUUUCUUCUCCCUCCCACUUGCCCCCUU